GGGACUUCUCUGGCAGCCAGUUGGUUGGAUGCUGUAGUGAGUAGAGAUCACGCCCACUUCACUGUCUCUGCCGUGUGUUGGCUUUCUCACUGCUCUCACCGAGUUUAUGUGGUAACACCAUAGACAGUAUAGGGGAUGGAGUAAAGGAAGGAAGGCAUGGAUCCAAUUGAAGAGAAAACAAGCAAAACGGUCGACAUUUAUCGCGAUACAUGGGUCCGCUUCCUAGGCUAUGCCAAUGAAGUCGGGGAGGCUUUUCGUGCUCUGGUACCAGUGAGUUUGGUAUGGGGCAGCUAUGCUGUGGCCUCUAUGUACGUUACUGCUGAUGCUGUGGACAAAGGGAAGAAAGCAGCUCUGGCCCACGGGGACAACCCAGGGAAGACAACACGAGUAGCGGUGGCAGUGGUGGACACGUUUGUGUGGCAGGCCCUCGCCUCUGUGAUCAUCCCGGGCUUCACCAUUAACCGUGUAUGUGCUGCGUCACUACACCUGCUGGGCAGAACCACCAAGUGGCCCCUGCCCGUCCGCAAGUGGACCACUACAGCUAUAGGCCUCUCUACAAUCCCCUUCAUUAUUUCUCCUAUAGACAGGUCAGUGGAUUUCCUGCUUGACUCGAGCCUUCGGAAGGUCUACAAUGAGGAGGAGAAGCACAAAUAAGGAUGCAUCGUGCAGAACAAAUGGCCCCCUCCUGGGUAGAGACCAGUUCAGUCUACGUCGACCUGUGCUGGUUAUCCACCACUGUGAAGCACUAGUGUGAAGAAGAAUUUCAUGGGGCAGACUCCACAGUUAUUCAAAUAUGUAAAAAAAAAAAAUGUAUUAACAUUUAUAUAAGUAAGUGAAGUUGUUCCUGCUUCAUGAAAUAUCCCCUUAGGGAUCCUUAAUUUCAACCUCUUAGGGCAAUCUGGAUAGUGACACCAACAUUUUUUAAAACAGAAAUGUAAUGGUAUGAAAUAUGUAUAAAUAUUCAGUGAGAAUCUGCUUCUUGAGCUUACCUCAUGUCCACAUGUCAAGGAGAUUAAAUACAAAUCCACACUUGCUGUGAUUAUUAGCCACAGUGGUACUGUUAUUACAAGCCAAAAAAGCCAGUUUGCCAUAAUGUCCCUCUUAUUCAUUACAUACUUAAAGUUAGUCUUUGACUGUUUUUUGUUUUUUUCUGAAAACAAAGUUUAAUGCUACUUUUGAAUAGUCCUUUGAUGGACUUUUUCAUUGUUUCAUAUUACUUUACUGUUGUUCAAGGUUUGCACUGGGAGCCUUUUUUACACCAUGGUUACAAUCUAUAUUAUUCUAAAUGGUAUAAGGUUCUUUUAAACUAAGAAUACUUGUAGUACCAUCAAAUAGAUCUUCACAAGUAUUUGAAUUAUUUCUCACCAAUAUCUACAUACCAGUUUUAUACAUGUGUAACUAAGUUAAAACUGUUUUGAAAUAUUAUACUCCUCCAAACAAGCUUUUAGUUUUGGGUGUACAAUUUAAACAGGAUUUCCAUCCGGAGAUUCCCAUCAAGUACAUGUACAUUCAAUUUAGUGUUGAACUUCUCAAAUACUUGUGGAGGUCAGUGUCAUACCUAUGCAGAAACGGGUUCUUUUACAGAUACUGUACAUCUGUAUAAUUUCUUAUGCAUUUCUUUGAGGAGCCAAGUCAUAUAUUGUACUUAUAUAAUCACGUCAUUAUUCUGAUGGGAUUACAUUUCACUGGGGUUGUACCUCAUACAAUACAGAUUCAUUGAUUGAUAUACUGUAUCUCAUGCUGAACUAUGCAAGGGAAACUCGGGAAUGUGUACAUUCGCAAAAGACAGGGAUUGUUCUCCUGCUGUUGUGAAAUAAGAAGGGAAAUCUGAUACAAAAUUUAGCUUGAAAUUAGACAGAGGAACAUGCUGUAUUGGUAAUGGUUAUCAUUGCCAAUUUAUAUAUAUAUAUAUAUAUAUAUAUAUAUAUAUAUAUAUAUAUAUAUAUAUAUACACACACACAGUGUACCUUUCUAGCAAUAAUUUUUGUUUAAUGUGUCAAUCCAUAUUCUUUGUGGUUCACUUUGUCAUGGAGAGUUAUGCUGAAAGACAAGAUUGUUAAAACUUGGGGUGCACCAAUUAUGUUUUUACUUAUACUUAUGUUUUAUACUUACUUUUACUUAUACUUAUGUUUUUAUGAUACAACCAGAUCAUGUCAAAGUGCACAAUGUUUUUUUUGUUGGCAUUUUAAAAGAUUGAAAAACAUGUGCUCAAGGCUCCAGUGUGUGCAGUGUGGGAUGUUUUCAUUCACUUAAGCACAAAGCUUACUUUUACCUUGGGUAUGGGUCCAAAAUGUUCUUUUUCGUCCAUCAGCCAAAUGGCUAGUGAAUGUUAAAAUUUUACCAGUCACUCAAUAGAUUACCAUUGUUUUUUGGCUGAGUGAAGCAAAUCUACCAGCCACUUGCAUAUUUUACCAGCAUUUAGCUAGUAGGUGAUAGUGCUAAUUUUGGAUGCUGGGUAUGGAUCUUUUUAUUGUCAGGCAAUUUGACUUUUCAUAGCAGGGAAAGUACAAGUGUAAGUAAGGCCCAUACUUUCUUUAAGUGUCCCAGUAAGCCAGUGAUUAAGUGUGCAUUGUAACAUGGCCCUGGAACUGGGCUUUAAUAAGCAUAUUGGUGCACCCCUUGUGAAAAUCUAUUCAUAUUCAAUUUUACCAUUUCAGAUUGUACACAGAACAUCUUUGGAUUUUUAUUGUUGCAUGCUCCAAAUAAAAAGGGUUUACUUUUUUUCUGUGAAAGUCUUCAAUGUUUUCUUAUGUGGUGGUGGUGUGUUCGGAAGUGGGUUUUGUGAGACAUUUUCAGCCUUGGCUGAAAAAAAAGAGCUCAAACCUCAAACUUUGUGCUAUGGUUCACAAUGUGGAUAAUAUUUGAUCAAAUAUGAAAGCCAUAGACACCCAAUAUUCAGCCGUCGUCCUCUGUGUGAUGUGUGAUCUUAUAAACAUAAGUUUCAAAUAC
Perca flavescens (yellow perch) is the source of this 2949-nucleotide messenger RNA. It is a transcript of the gene mtfp1, whose product is annotated as mitochondrial fission process 1. The transcript is spliced from 4 exons. Gene Ontology annotation, biological process: mitochondrial fission. The record is from RefSeq and is a predicted model, not a curated record. NCBI's taxonomy places the organism in Eukaryota, Metazoa, Chordata, Actinopteri, Perciformes, Percidae. Gene Ontology annotation, cellular component: mitochondrion. The coding region runs from base 157 to 654 and encodes 165 amino acids.